Cryptomeria japonica (Japanese cedar) is the source of this 1674-nucleotide messenger RNA. Its product is annotated as phospholipase A1-Igamma1, chloroplastic. Bases 159 to 1631 code for a protein of 490 amino acids. Gene Ontology annotation, molecular function: glycerophospholipase activity. Gene Ontology annotation, biological process: lipid metabolic process. NCBI's taxonomy places the organism in Eukaryota, Viridiplantae, Streptophyta, Pinopsida, Cupressales, Cupressaceae. The record is from RefSeq and is a predicted model, not a curated record. The transcript has a single exon.
UUUUGCUUUCUCCAACUCAGACUUAUAAAUGGCCCUUCAUCCUCUCUCUCUUGCACACUCCACUGUGGGCACUGGGCUGCCUCCUCCUCUCUAAAUUGCUUCUCUCGCCCUUGCUUUCUCAAACUCAAGCGCACUUUUGUUGCGAAAACGCUGAAAAGAUGAUGAAUUUGAGGAGUAACCUUGUGAACCACAGCACCAGCAUCGUGCCGGAGGUGCCUUGCCUGAGCAUGAGAAGCAAACCCAACAACCAACAAAAACAGAGACAGAGAGCAACAGCCCCAAUUGCAACACAACUGUUGACCACAGUGGAAAAGGAAUACAAGGAAAACAGCGGGAGCCCUAACGAUUAUCCCUACUCCCACCACAACGAUAUAAGCAAAAAGAGAAAGAGCGCAAGGAAGCUGAGCGAUGUGUGGAGGGAGGUGCAGGGUUCAAAUAACUGGGAGGGCCUACUGGAGCCAAUGGACCAUCUCCUCCGCAGCGAGCUCAUUAAAUACGGAGAGCUUGCUCAGGCGUGCUACGACGCCUUUGACUUCGAUCCCUAUUCCAAAUACUGCGGCAGCUGCAAGUACAACCGCAGGACCAUGCUCCAAGAUCUCGGCCUUUCUCACACCGGCUACGAAAUCACAAAGCACCUCUACGCAACCUCCAACAUCAAUCUCCCCAAUUUCUUCAAAAAAUCUCGGGCGGGGGAGAAAUUGUGGAGCAACCAUGCCAACUGGAUGGGGUUCGUGGCCGUGACGGAGGACGAGCAAGAAAUAAAGAGACUCGGGCGACGCGAUAUCGUGAUCGCUUGGAGAGGCACCGUCACUCGUCUGGAGUGGCUGGCAGAUCUCAUGGAUUUCCUCAAACCCGCGGGUUUCCAUUCUGACCAUCCCGACCCCCGUGUCAAAGUGGAGUCAGGGUUUCUGAACCUGUAUACCGCCUCUGAGAAAAACAGCCGGUUUGCCAAAUCCAGCGCGCAGGAGCAAAUACACGCGGAGGUUAGAAGACUGAUCGAAAUGUACAAGGGAGAAAAGCUGAGCAUAACAAUCACGGGCCACAGCCUUGGCAGCGCCCUGGCAAUGCUGAGCGCGUACGACAUUGCAGAGAUGGGAAUCAACCAGGACAAGGAGAAUGAGAAUGAGAAAAUUCCCAUCACCGUCUUCUCCUACGCAGGCCCACGGGUGGGGAACUCCGCCUUCAAGGAGCGACUGGAGCAGCUGGGGGUCAAAAUCCUGCGAGUGGUUAACGCCCACGACGGGGUUCCAAAAGUUCCCGGAAUUCUGUUUAACGAGCAUUUUCAAUUACUGAGAGACUGGAUCGACAAGCUUCCCUGGAGCUACUCCCAUGUGGGAGUGGAGCUACAGCUGGAUCACACCAAAUCCCCCUUCCUCCGACCCACAAGCGAUCCGUCGUGCUUCCACAACUUGGAGGCGCAUCUCCAUCUCUUGGACGGAUACCACGGCCGCCAAGAGCGGUUUUACCUGGCGAUUGGACGGGAUCCUGCUCUUGUGAACAAGGCAGCUGAUUUCUUGCAAGACCAUUUACAUAUCCCGCCGUUCUGGAGACAAGACUACAACAAGGGUAUGGUCAGAAACUCCGAGGGCAGAUGGGUUCAACCCCAAAGAACUCAAUCCCACCUUGUCUAAUUAUAUUUGAUUAUGUGUGAUAAUUAAUUCUCUGUUUUUGAUA